GCCAGUUAACUUAUGUUCAGGAAUAAACUAAUUAAGUAAGGAAAAAGUUUCUAUUUAAAGGCAUCAAAGUGCUUGGCAUAUCAUCUCAAUGCUCAUUUCUUUCUGAUCAAAUUAAUAGCAAAUAUAUAAACACUAUUUGCUUAUCUAUCCGAUCGGUAACCAUGGAAAAUAGUUCAGAAGUUGUCUCCAGGUUGUCAAUGAAAGUAGCACUUAUCACCGGGGGGGCUCAGGGAAUCGGCGAAGCAAUAGCAAGGCUAUUCAUCAAACAUGGAGCCAAAGUCGUAAUUGCCGAUAUCCAAGACCAAUUAGGUCAUGCAUUUUGUAAAGAUAUUGGUCUUGACAGCGCUUCAUUUGUCCAUUGUGACGUGACUAUUGAAUCAGAUGUUGAAAGUGCCAUCAACAUGACACUCGCCAAAUAUGGUAGGUUGGACAUAAUGGUGAACAAUGCAGCCAUAUUAGAUGAUGGAAAGCCGAACAUUGUUGAUAAUGAUCAAUCAACUUUUGAAAGAGUCAUGAACGUUAACGUCACUGGUGUGUUCCUAGGAACCAAACAUGCAGCUCGAGCCAUGAUCCCAGCUCGCAGUGGCAGCAUUAUUAUGAUGGGAAGUGUGUCUGGGAGCAUUGGUGGAAUCAUUUCUCAUGCAUAUUCGAGUUCAAAACAUGCAAUCGUGGGGCUGACUAAGAACACGGCAGCUGAGCUUGGCCAAUAUGGGAUUCGUGUUAAUUGCGUAUCACCUUAUUUUAUCCCUUCACCUUUAACAGCAAAUUAUACACAAGAUUAUCCAGAGAAAUACUCAAAUGUUUAUUCAAACCUCAAAGGGAUCACGCUACGUGAAAAGGAUGUUGCAGAAGCUACUCUUUUUCUAGCAAGCGAUGAGGCCAGGUACAUGAGCGGGCAUAAUCUAGUACUUGAUGGAGGUUUUACGGUUAUAAAUCCAGCUUUUGGACUAUUUGCACGAGCUUCCCCUAACGAGUAACUCUGAUGCGUUUAGAGUUAAUUGUUCUAUUUUUCUUUGGUUAAAAGAUGUAUUGUGUGUGUUAAUUAUAACAUUUCUAGUAUUGUAUAGCAUUCCUCCUAAAUAUAUUACAAAUGCUCUAAAUAAAUGGAGCAUUUGUUUGUAAUGUA
Molecule: messenger RNA, 1126 nt
Organism: Lactuca sativa (garden lettuce)
Lineage: Eukaryota; Viridiplantae; Streptophyta; Magnoliopsida; Asterales; Asteraceae
Product: secoisolariciresinol dehydrogenase
Molecular function (GO): oxidoreductase activity
Source: RefSeq, a predicted model, not a curated record